CCAUCGGCUGGGUCUGGGAAUCUGAAUCUGGUGUUGGUGUCAGUAGGUUUUUGAACGCCGCUGAGAGCAGCUGCACAUUUUCGAGAUACGGAUACGGUUAGCUACGUUGCAGCAGCACACCAACCAUCAACAUGGCGGUCUUUGGCAUGGUCUCGGCUGUGUCCGGCUUCAUCAAGAUACGCUAUCUGCUGGACAAGGCGGUCAUCGACAACAUGGUCUUUCGCUGUCACUACAGGAUCACGACAGCCAUUUUAUUCACCUGUUGCAUUAUUGUCACCGCAAACAAUCUGAUCGGCGAUCCCAUAAGUUGCAUCAACGAUGGCUCCAUACCGAUGCACGUGAUCAACACCUUCUGCUGGAUCACCUAUACGUUUACGAUACCUGGCCAACAGCAUCGGCAAAUUGGAACGGACGUGGCUUCUCCAGGUUUAGGCAAUGAAUAUGGCCAAGAGAAGCGCUAUCACAGCUACUAUCAAUGGGUGCCAUUCGUGCUAUUCUUCCAGGGUCUCAUGUUCUACGUGCCCCACUGGAUUUGGAAGAACAUGGAAGACAACAAGAUCCGCAUGAUCACCGAUGGACUGCGUGGCAUGGUCAGUGUGCCGGAUGACUAUAGGCGGGAUCGUCAGGACAGGAUUCUCAAGUACUUCGUUAGCAGCUUGAACACGCACAACGGCUACUCGUUUGCCUACUUCUUCUGCGAACUGCUGAACUUCAUCAAUGUGAUCGUAAAUAUCUUUAUGGUGGAUAAGUUUUUGGGCGGUGCUUUUAUGUCCUACGGUACGGAUGUGGUGAAGUUCUCUAACAUGGAUCAGGACAAGCGCUUCGAUCCCAUGAUUGAGAUCUUCCCACGACUAACUAAAUGUACUUUCCACAAAUUCGGUCCCAGUGGAUCGGUUCAGAAGCAUGACACCCUCUGUGUGCUAGCAUUGAAUAUCCUUAACGAGAAGAUCUACAUCUUCCUGUGGUUCUGGUUUAUUAUCUUGGCCAUCAUCUCUGGCGUGGCUGUGCUGUAUUCACUGGUGGUUAUCAUGAUGCCCACCACCCGGGAGACCAUCAUCAAGCGUUCUUAUCGCUCAGGACAACGCAAGGAAAUCGCCGGACUGGUCAGGCGUUUGGAGAUUGGUGACUUCCUGAUCUUGCACUUCCUUAGCCAGAAUCUCAGCACAAGAUCGUACAGCGACAUGCUGCAGCAGCUUUGCGGCCUGCUCGGAGCAUCCCGAACCCCUUCGGCCCCAUCGACCCUGGAAAUGAAUCCCAUCAGCCAUCCGAUAUAUCCGCCCGUGGAGAGCUUCGGCGGUGGCAAGGAGACGGAGACAUGAGCCCAUUCCUCCGGAUUGGCUUCCAAAACAAUGAUUUCAAUGAUUUCUCAAUAAUAUUUGUAGGGGGAUAGAGGAGGAGAUAGAGAGAGUUGUGUGUCAUGAGGUUAGGCAUUUCCAUUUCUACCACUAAGACUGCAAGAGAACGAAUCAACAAUUGCACUUUCGGAGAUCCAACUCAGUAAUAUUCAAUGCGAAAUAUAUUUAGCAAAAUUAUAAGGAAAUAAUCUUUGAAUUCGGUCCUAGGCAAGCGAAAGACAGGGUGCAGUUCGUCAUUGACACGAGGUGAACCACAGAGUGAGACAUUGAGGGAAAUACAUUAAUUAAAAAAGAAAGACAAAUAAUUAACAAAAAAAAAAAAGCAAGAGAGGGACACAGGCAGAACCGUGCAAUUUGUAGGUUGAAGAUUGAACGACGAGGUGGACGACAAGGAUAUCCCAUCAGACGACAAUGAUGCGCCAUUUAAAAUAUACAAUUAAGUUUAACAGUUAGCUCUCGAUUAGUGGAUAGCUUAGAUCGAUGAUCGAUUCUAUACUGAAAAAUAAAUAUGCAGCUAUAUAUCUGCUUAUCGCUCACGCACGCUCACGAAACGUUGAUCUAUAUAAAAUUGUAGUACGAGUACGAGAAGGAAUAUAAUUAUGAAUAUUUAAACGAGUAUACACGAUGCUCUCGCUAUUUUUGUCCUAACAUUUAGUCUACAGAUAUGUAUCGUAAUUUUAAGAAAUUUUGUUUAUAACAAAAUUAUUGUGAUUAUUGCUAGAAAAGAACACAUUUUACAUAAAGCAAAAGAGAACCCAAGCUAUCUAAGUUCAAAGUUGUAAUAAAUAUUCUAUAUACAAUUUCAGCUAAA
This is a messenger RNA of Drosophila eugracilis, 2166 nucleotides long. Its product is annotated as innexin inx3. Gene Ontology annotation, biological process: phototransduction. Gene Ontology annotation, cellular component: plasma membrane; gap junction. The transcript is spliced from 6 exons. Bases 132 to 1319 code for a protein of 395 amino acids. Lineage: Eukaryota; Metazoa; Arthropoda; Insecta; Diptera; Drosophilidae. Gene Ontology annotation, molecular function: gap junction channel activity. The record is from RefSeq and is a predicted model, not a curated record.